This is a messenger RNA of Penicillium pulvis, 1446 nucleotides long. Its product is annotated as acyltransferase family protein. Gene Ontology annotation, cellular component: membrane. Bases 1 to 1446 code for a protein of 481 amino acids. NCBI's taxonomy places the organism in Eukaryota, Fungi, Ascomycota, Eurotiomycetes, Eurotiales, Aspergillaceae. Gene Ontology annotation, molecular function: acyltransferase activity, transferring groups other than amino-acyl groups. The record is from RefSeq and is a predicted model, not a curated record. Gene Ontology annotation, biological process: polysaccharide biosynthetic process. The transcript is spliced from 3 exons.
AUGGAUUAUGUCCAGCCGAGUCACCUAUAUACUCGGAUCUUGGAAAACCUUCCCUGGAAAUCCGGCGACCCGAAUGCCAAGGGCGACCCAAGGAAAAGUGUGAAAUGGAUUGAUGGCCUGAGAGGUAUUGCUUCAUUCCUGGUGGUGAUGACCCAUUUGGCCCGAGCAUGGGAUUACGAUCUAUUUGCCCCGCGUGACGAUGUAGAUCUUCCUCCACGCAUCUUGCAGUGGCCCGUUUUCCGUAUUCCCUGGCAGGGACGUCUAGGUGUUACGAUCUUCGCCUUUCUGACAGGUUAUGUCUGCGCCUUGAAGCCCAUGAAGCAGGCUCGAAAUGGCGACCACCUGGGUUCAUUCACGUCUGUCGCUAAAAGUGCGUGGCGUCGUCCGCCUCGUCUCAUUUUCCCCGCCACCAUCGCCUUGAUCAUCUCGUGGGUGAUGGCUCAGUGUGGUGCCUUCAUUGCCGCGAACCGGUCUGACUGCUGGUGGUGUCGUUACGCCUCUCCCGAUCUGGAGGACUCUCUCUGGAAGGAAUUCAUCCGCCUGUUUGAGAACUUUUUGGGUGUGUGGACUACUGGAUACAUGGCAUAUGACGAUCACCAGUGGGCCCUGCUGCCAUUGCUGAAAGCUUCCAUGCUUGUCUAUGUUAUGAUUUGUGCUGUUCAGUUUGUCAAAUUCCGAUGGCGCUUGGGCAUUUACCUCGGAAUGCUCUUGUACUUCCACCAGGACGCCGCCAAGAACACUGAAACAUUCCAAAUGCAAGCCAUCUAUGGCAUGGCUCUUGCAGACCUUUCCUACGAGAUGUCCUUCCGAGAGUUCAUCGAAAAGCACAAAUGGCCUCGCAGAGUCCUAUGCACCCUCCUCGUCUCUGUCGGUCUGUUCAUCUGCUCCUACCCCGGCGAGCACCCAGAAUGGGCCACGUGGUCCAACUAUAUGUUCGAGCUCGCACACUACAUCUUCCCCCCCGAUGUCAACAUCGGCAAACGCUACUCAGCAAUUGGAGUCGACCUCAUCAUCUUCGCAAUCUACAUCUCCCCCUCAACAAAAGACUUCCUCUCUAACACCCUUCUCCUCUGGCUCGGUAAACAAAGUUUCGCCGUCUAUCUCGUCCACGGUACCCUUCUCCGUACAGUGCUGUGCUGGAUGCUCUACGGCAUCACUGGCCAGCCCUGGGAUGGUUAUCCAGUUGAUGGAAAUGGCCAACCUCUCCUAGAUGAUAAUGGUCAACCACUCGAGCCACACUGGAUCCCCAUCCGCCCGCCCUGGGUUGUGGCCAUCUCAAUCCCAGCGUGGAUUGCAUUGGUCUAUCUAUGUGCGUCCCUCUGGACAUCGUACGUGGAUCCCUUCUGUGCGAAGAUGACGCACAAGUUGGAAAAGAUCAUGUUUGAGCAGGAUGAGAAGUCUGCGGAAUCUCUUCCUCUUAAUUCCAUGCCGAUGACUACUGCGUAG